Molecule: messenger RNA, 1926 nt
Organism: Lodderomyces theae
Lineage: Eukaryota; Fungi; Ascomycota; Pichiomycetes; Serinales; Debaryomycetaceae
Gene: AHR1
Product: Zn(II)2Cys6 transcription factor AHR1
Exons: 1
Coding region: 1-1926 (641 amino acids)
Biological process (GO): positive regulation of transcription by RNA polymerase II
Cellular component (GO): nucleus
Molecular function (GO): DNA-binding transcription factor activity, RNA polymerase II-specific; transcription cis-regulatory region binding; zinc ion binding
Source: RefSeq, a predicted model, not a curated record
AUGGACCCAGUGAGACUGCCUGACUAUUUUCCAACAGGGAGACUGGCUGAGCCUUUACAAGAGUCAACAACCACACUUAAACGACGUAGGACUAGGUCGGGUUGUGUUACAUGCAGAGACAGGCACAUAAAAUGUGACGAAGCGGUGCCUGUUUGCAACAAUUGUCUACGACUGAGGCGUGUGUGUUAUCGAGGCUUAAGAUUAAACUUUAUUCAAUACACUUACUACGAUCCAAGAAAGGACAGUUCAACUGAAAAAGCUGGUCUAGAAACAGACCUACGACAUCAACCUCAUCGAAUAUUAGAUCAAUCACUAAGUAUAGCUGCAUUGUAUAAUGGGCUGGAAAAGUAUCAUCCAUUUUUGCAUUUGCACUCACAACAAGACUUGAAGGAUUCCGAUAUGGAUUUCCGGGAUGAGAAUUAUUUACCCCUUAACGAUCCCACCCUAUCUGACCUACCGAGUAGUCACCAUUCCACUAAAAACUCACACACGACACCAAAGAGAAAACAAAGAGGUGAUAAUGUUACUGAAGCAUCACAGCCACAAAGUAACCAGCACAUGCCUUUUGAGGAAAAGAGCACUAAGAAUAUGAACAAGAUAUUGUCUCAAUCGCUGUCAAGCUACUCUAAUCAAAGCGCUCUAAGCUCACAACAACUGAGCUUGGAAACUCCGGCAACUUCUUUGACCCUUACACAACAACAAUCAUCCCAAAUGUUGAGUUAUCCCACAUCUAACCAAGUUGCCGCCUCUAGUUUACCCUACACAGGCAUAGGUGUUCAAAACACAACAGCCGCCGUAGCGUAUGAUCACCAGUAUUACAUAAGUAUACUCGUGAGAGAGCAAUUUUUUUGGUUACUCGAUCAAUUCAACGAUUUCAAUAUUUGGCAAACUGUCAUCCCCGUGGUCUGUGUAAAAGAAACAGACAACUUUUUGUUUUCGUGCCUUAUGAACUGUUCUCAAGACCCAAGCAUUUCCGAGACGAUUGAUCUAAAGUUUCUUGUUGAUUUCCAAACUUUCAAAUACAAUCAAGUGACGGAAAUUGAGCUUAUUCAAGCUUCAAAUCUACUGCUUUUUGAAACGUUAUUGAUCAGCGUUUGCUUAGUUCUAUUGAGCAUAUACUUGAAAAUUCCCAAUGGCAAACUAACGGCUUUCCACAAACAAGUGCUCAACAACCAAGCAAACUUAUUUGACCAACUUUUGGCAAAACUAUUCAUCUACUUUAUGCACUUGGGUAAUGGUGAGAAGUCAUUAGUCAUCUCCUCAUGCAUACAAUCAAUAACGAUCUUGAAGUUCUUCAUGAACAAAUAUUACGACCUAGCGUUUAUUCACCACUCUACACACAUAAUUAACCCACUUGAUGUUGAUGUGUCAAGUUUUAUCAAGUUCAACUCCUAUGAAAUCAACUUUCUCAAUUCGUCCUAUAAGACCAUUGACAUUACAUCUUCGGAAACACAACGACAACACACAGUUGUCACACCGCAAAAUAUCAACCUUGCAGCACCACGUCACAAACAAGAAUCCAGAACCAAUCAACAUACAUAUGCAAUAGAAACAACGGCAACAACAGCGGUCACCGAAUCAAGAAAACUAAAAGACUUGCUAUGGUACUUGAUCAAACUUGACUACGUUGUCAAUUUCCCCAACGAGGCAACACAGUUUUCAACACACAACAAUAACGAAAAUCCUGUCCCCGAUAUGAGUGUUCCAGAACUCACAUUGACACCCAACUCGAGACUAAUUACCCGUGCUAUUCUACGAAGUUUCACAUUCAAAUUGCUCAAUAUGAACAACGGAAUGAUUGUGCAACAAUCAAACUUGCAGAUUCGUCAGUAUUUCGAGUUGAGUCGACAAAAUGGCGUAGACGUGGGCAACCAGCUUUAUAUCCAUUAUUUUGGUUGGACAUUGCGGUACGUGAAUGUAAAUUAA